AAUGAAAUCAGGUGCGAACGACAACGACAAACGAACAGCACACAUAAACCGAACAGAAGGAAACAAAACGCGGAAGUGAAAAGUGCAAAAUUAACAAAUCUCAGUGCAAAGUAGAUACAAAUUGUGUGAAAAGUAUAGUGCUUCCAAUUGUAUACUUAUAAAUAAAGUGAACUAGUAGCGUUCAAACAAAACAAAAACAAACAAUAACAAAUACUGAAGUGUGCGCAACAACAACAACAAACUUAUUCACGUUAUCUCAUAAAAGUGUGACAAAUAUCAGAAAAUGCCUUUCAAAUGGAGCCCCCCACAACGUAAGAAACUUACCAAGGGGGGCUCCGAAGCAUUACUCUCUUCAAAUUCAUCUCUAACGUCGAAUACUUCGAAUGCAAACAAAUCCACCGCAACCAACAAUAUCCAGCAGUAUGACGACGAUAACUUCUUACAACAGAAGCAACAACAACAGCAACACAACUCAGCACCACUGAAACUCGGCAAUUCGAAAUUUCCACUGAAACGUUCAACAACCGCAGAUUGUAGUACAAGCAGCUCAAUGCAAUCGCUAUGCUCAACGAAUUCCACAAAAAUCGCCGAUGCGAAGCGUGAAAAGGAAGAUGAUUAUGACUUUGAUCCAAAAUUAGGUCAUCAUUUUCAUAAUAAUCACCAUCACACACAUUCGCAUGUGUUCGGACGUGGUGGUGGUAGCAACAGCUCAAGUGAGAGUUGCAGCGGCAGUAACAGAUUCGGUGGUAAUACGUCGAAGCGGGGCAAAAAACAAAUAUGGGGUUCUCGCGAACGCGCAGGCAUGAGUUUCUUAAUUGUUAUUGCAUUCUUUGCCGUCUUCGGACUGAUUGUUUUGAUGGAGCUCUUCAUGAUCGACGACCGUACGCACACUGGUUUGAUGUCGUUGCGCCAUGCCAAUAACUUUGGCUCACGUUCGGGUGAUUCAAUGCCGGAUUAUGAUAAUGUGAAGGAUGACUACGAUUUGCUAGAUGAAAAUCUACUGACGGAUAGUAAAUUGGGAUUUGUACAAUUUCGUGAUAAUAAAUUAAAAAUUCAAGACGCUGAUGGCGAUGGCAAUGGACGUGUGGCGGGCGUACUACUCAAUUCCGGCAGUGUCUCUGCGCAGCCACAGCGCGGUGCGGAUGGUGGCGGUGCAGCCGCAGGAGUGGGAGCUGCACGACCAGGCGGCAUGGGUACACCCAUUAUACCCUGGGGUAAAGUAUUGCCCGCCAAAGUGGAGGAGACAUUGCCACACUUUCCGAUUGGCGUGCAGCCAAAUGAUGGCGCUUGGCAAGUUGUCAACGGCACACGCUUCAAGUUCUUCGUCUUUUCGACCUAUUAUGAUCGACGUGAUGGCGCGAAAUUGGUGCGCGUCAUAGGCGCAACCAAGACACGUACACCGGAGCGGGUGUGGUGUCGCUUCUGGUAUCCACAGCAGUCGCCGCAGCAACAACAACAGCAGCAACAGCCGUCAUAUACAUCGGCGACUGUGAUGGCGCGAGUUAAGGUUAUACGCGAAAAUUGGAAUCUCAAAUACAGCGCCGUCUUUGUGCUCUGUCCGGUGCGACCCGCCGAGCUGGAAGUGCCGCAUUACGUGAGCAUUGUGGCACGUUUACGCGCCCCACCGGGUAAUCUUCUACAGCUGCGUAACACCGAUUGGGAUCCUGACUUUGUGCAUCUCCGCAAGCCACCGGCAGCUGCCAAUAGUAGUGGUAAUGCUGCGCAAACUAAUGCAUCCGCUGCACAACUUCAGCGUCAGCAACAACAACCACAAUACCAUCGGUAUGCAACAAUGUCACCGGCCGGUGCACAAUAUUUGCCAUUCGGUUUGCCCACCGAUGAACAGAUACCGGAUAAAAUCGCUGUCUGCGUGAAACCCUUCCAUUUCAAUUAUGACCAGGCAUUGUAUCUAAUGGAAUUCCUGGAGUUUUACGCUCUCAUGGGUGUUGCUCAUUUCACAUUCUAUAAUCACACUUUGGGUCCGCACGCCACUUGCGUGCUGCAACACUACAUUGACGGUGAUAUACCGAACACUUCGUCAGCGUGGGAUGUGGAUUUGGCGGAGGUGUUGGGCAAAGGUGUUUCUCUAAUGGGACAGGAUGCGGUUAAAGUGGACGCUGUGCUUAGCGGUUACUAUAAUCUUCAUAGCAACAACAAUAAUUACAACAAAGACAACGAUGGUAACAAUUUGAACCACAAAAUCAACAAUAAGCGAGAGUAUGCUGGCAAUCAAACGGGUGUGGCAAAUUCAGAAACGACACAACAAACAACAGCAACAACACAUGAAAGAGAAGUAACCGGUGCAUUACAACCACCGCCACCGCCACCACCGGCUGAACCGCAACAGCAACAGGAACAGCAGGCGAAACCACCUUUACAAACAACAUUGCCACCGGUGAAGCGUUAUAAGAGUACACAAUACGCAAAGCCCACAAUUAAUAUUCUGCCAUGGAAUUUGCGUAUGCGUUCGCAAAAGGAAAUACGCACCGAGGGGCUUUUUGCGGCACUCAACGAUUGCCUCUAUCGUACGAUGCAUCGCUACCGAUAUUUAGCGAUGGUGGAUUUGGAUGAAUUCAUUGUGCCACGCCACAACGACACGCUCAACGAAUUAAUUAACUCGCUUAAUCAUCGCUUCCGUUAUCGCAAUCUCGGCGCUUACUCCUUUCAAAAUGCCUUCUUCUAUCUACAAUUCCCCGAUGAUCCACUGGUGUCGCUGGCACAUACUCAAUCGCAGUCGUGGCAGGCGCAACAGCCAUACGCGCACACAAAUCCGGGCUUACGCGCCUCAUUGGUGACACAACGAAAGACACGCAGACGACUUAAGCUUCACCCGCAGAAACAACGUUCCAAAUACAUUUGCAAACCCGAAUCGGUUAUCGAAGCUGGCAACCAUUUUGUUUGGGAAUUUUCACCAGGAAAAGGUUCGCUAAAUGUACCACCAACUGAUGGCAUAUUGCAGCAUUAUCGUGUCUGCGAAUUUGGCGGCAACGAUUGCAUCAAAGCUCCUUCGGUGGUGGAUCGCACAGCUACCAAGUAUGUAAAUCGUUUGGUGGAGCGAGUUGAGCUGGUCUACAAGCAUUUGAAACAACGUUGCGAUCUUCCGCCGCUACCGAACGAACCACCUUCCGAGCAACAACAGCCACAACAACCACAACCCGAACAACAACGAAAGCAGCAGCAACAAACACAAAGUACAGGUGAGUUGUUUAAGGCAGAGGUGAACGCUAAAGGUUUAGCUAAUAAAACCAACAAUAAUAAUAACAAUAAUAACAGUAAUGGCGUAAGUAAGAAACGCGCAGCGCAUCAAAGCGAUGAUGAGCGUAUAAGAACAUUAGCAAAUGUCAAAUCGAAACGUGACAACGAUCGUGAAAAUAACAGUAAUUUUAGAAAUAGCGGUACAACGAUACAAAAAACAGCAGUAUUAAACAGUUUCAAUAGCAUCGAUCCAACGCCGAGUGCCGUACAACUGGAAUACAAAGUGAAACGACAAAAACGUAAAGUUGUUGUAUUCGAGCAGGACGAAAAUGGUUUGCCAAUAGCGCGUAUUGAGUAUGUGGAUGAGUAGAGCGGCGAAAGGAACAAAGAGAAACAAAUUUUAUGGAGCAAAUUGGUUGUUUUUAAAUGUGAAAAUAAAAUAUAUAUUGUGAAACACAGGGUGGUAUAUAUACAAAAAAAAAGAAAAAAAAAAGUUUAUUUUAAUAAAAAAUUUGAAAUUGGCGCCUGUUAAUAGUUUUUGCGCUUAUGAGUAACGCUGAAAGUUUGCAAAAAAAUAUUUUAAGUGAAUAUAGCGCAACUAGUACUUAAGUCUUCAAUUAUACUUGUAAUGUUAGUCGAUUUAUUUUUUAAGAGAAUUAUGAUAAUUUAGAUUUUAUAAUGAAAUAUAUUUAGAAUUAUGGAGUAUAUUAAUUGUAUUGUAGA
This is a messenger RNA of Zeugodacus cucurbitae (melon fly), 3918 nucleotides long. RefSeq lists its product as uncharacterized. NCBI's taxonomy places the organism in Eukaryota, Metazoa, Arthropoda, Insecta, Diptera, Tephritidae. The record is from RefSeq and is a predicted model, not a curated record. The coding region runs from base 284 to 3565 and encodes 1093 amino acids. The transcript is spliced from 10 exons.